Sorex fumeus (smoky shrew) is the source of this 1033-nucleotide messenger RNA. RefSeq names its product intraflagellar transport associated protein (gene IFTAP). Gene Ontology annotation, molecular function: intraciliary transport particle A binding. Lineage: Eukaryota; Metazoa; Chordata; Mammalia; Eulipotyphla; Soricidae. Gene Ontology annotation, cellular component: 9+0 non-motile cilium; cytosol. Gene Ontology annotation, biological process: spermatogenesis; acrosome reaction. The record is from RefSeq and is a predicted model, not a curated record. The coding region runs from base 78 to 833 and encodes 251 amino acids. The transcript has 7 exons.
CAAAAGUGCGAAGUGACUGGAUGGGAGCCAAGGCGGAAAAGUGGGGAAUGGGAGAUAAAGUGGCCUUGUGAAUAGGAAUGCCUGCCCAGAUAUCUGCAUUGGAGAUCAUGGGUGAAGAGCAAUCAGUUGAAGAUGUUCUCGAAAAGUUUGUCAGUUGUCAUGAGCAAACCUAUGAAGAAUUUCUGAGCACUUUUACUCAUCUUUUAAAAGAGGAUGAUGUGACCCAAAGAAGAGUAGCUGGAACUGACUAUUCAGAAACCUUAUUUACUUCAAGAAAAUCAACUCAUGAAAGUGAACCAGAGGGCCACCAUCUGAGAAAUAAAACCAUUUUUCUGCAUACUUCAUCACAAUGUUCAGAAGAGGAACAGAUAGUCCUGGAUGAAGGUCAGAAAGUUGGUGGUUCCCUGCAUGGUGAUAUGAGUCGGGCAGGAAAGAUAAUGGUUGACAAUUUCCUAGCUUUAGAAGACUUGGAUGUGGAUGAAGAGAUUAAGCCGCAGAUGAGCCAGGAUUUGCUGCUGCUGCUUCCAGGAGAAGUAGAACAGGACAUCUGCACCAGCAUUCCGUCCUUCGUGCCUUCUGUGAACCGGCCACUUGCCCCUGAAGUAAAGCCACGACCCCUUGUGAACGGAGCCCCCCUACAAAUGAAAGAGAUACUCGGAGAUGAAGUUCAGCCCUUCUCACUCGAUGAGGAUUUUGAUUAUGACAGUGUGGUGCUAACCCCCAAGUUCACCCCGGCAGAGAUGAGAGCCAUUCAAGAGCGACCCCAGCAGAACAGAAAGAGUGCCAGCACCGACGUCGAGGCGCCCCACGACCCACUCACCGAGACGUCUUAGUGCCACUUUCCUUUUGUUUUUAAUUUAUUAGAAUUCGAAUUAAGUCUUUUACAGUCCCCUUCCUAGGAAUGUAUGUGUGAACAGAUUGAUCAGAGUUAUUUGUUCGAGGGAGAUGUGAGUAACGAGACCAAGGAUAUCUCCCGCCCCUUUGAAUACUCUUCUGUUAAUGUUGCUUCAUCCUCUGGCUGAUAGAGGGUAAU